CCCCUGUUUAUGUUGUAGAUUAUUGUCAUCUAUUUCACCUGAAUUCCAUACGAGCAACUUGUGUCAUUUCAGGAUGACUUUAUUUUCUUCUUCCCGUGCCCGGCACUUCACGACGAUCAUGUCGCGCCCCUACGCUUUCCUCGUCGCGGCCAUGCUUGCGGCCUCCAGCCUCUCCCCCGACGACCUGGUGGGCCGGAGUAGAGGUUGUGGCGGCAGCGUUAUUUUCAACUAUGUUUCCUUCCUCCGUGGCGUUACCGGAUUUAAAGUCGAGCGAGAUACCGAACAUGACUCAGCGAGCAGUACACAACAAGAACAACUCUUCACGAGGACCGCCGCGCUGUCUGAUACUACUUCUACUUCGCGACUUGAAGAUGAUGAAAUGGCCGCUGCUGGAAGACCAACACCAGGCCGCGCAACAAGAAGCAGUGUAGUCGGGAGCGCCAGCACGAUGCCUUCUAGCACCGAGGGACCAACAUUGGGAGAUCUUUCUCGUCGUAACAGUGGUACUGGUGCCGAAGGAGCCCCCUCUAGUACGACGUCGACGCCCGGCAACAAGCGCGACAUCUAUUUUGUGCCAGAUGUUGGUGCUGACAAAAACAAAAUGCUGCCUCACGUCGACCAGAGGAAACAGGAACAACCCCCGCCGCCGCCUAUGCAAGAAAAAAACAUUGUAGGUGUAACUUUUUUGGGGGAACCGCAUUACAAAUUUGCCCGGCAUGACAGCAAAAACCUGUCAUGCGCAGAUAGAACGUGAAAACGCCCUUUAAUGGACCCUAAGAUGUAUGCCAAGCAUGACAGACGCAAUCAUCUUGCAUGUUGCGCAUCACAAAUUUACACUAACAGCGUUUUUUUCUUGGAUACCGCCGGCUGAAGAUGCAGCACCUAUGUGGGAAUUUGACUACGAUGAGGAAGACUACGAGAACGACGAGUCGCACCUGGUCGCCAGCUCGCAACAAAUUUUGUCCCGACAGCUCGCGGACCUCAGCGGGGCGAGUACCGCACCACAUCAGCGGGCGAGACGGAGAGGUGGAAAGAAAACACGAAGAGCGGGGAGAAAAAGUUCGAGAAGCAGCACUUCUACUCGAAGUGCACGACCAACAGCUCCUUCAAGUACUAAGAGCGCGGCUGCCACGACGUCCACUAGUACCACGACGCAAUCCGUACCGUCCUCCGAGACUUCCGCAGCGUCCUCCGCUGCAGAUGUGGUCCUGCCCCCGGACGACCACCACGUCGUAAAACAAUCCAAAAUCGAGGACGCAGGAAAUAAGAUGGAAAACAAGACAUCGAGAGCGUCGACAAGUAGGAGCAGCACUACUUCUAGCACCACUACAACCACAAUGACGACGGUUGUGGGUGGGAAAAAUGAAACCAUUUUUUUCACGCUGCCCCUCGGCAGGAGAACUCCUCGAGGAGGUAGUAGUGCAGCUGGCGGGGGCGAGAACAGUACAAGUAGGACAGCCGCGAGAACUUCUACACCAGUAAGAGAGCCUGCACGUGCAUCUGCAUCGCCACCUUCAACUACAUUGUCAUCUUCGCGUCUCCCUUCAUCCGACCACUUGUUCGAGGGCAUUGAAAAUGCUUCGUCCAUUUUGAACAAGACGUCGUCUUUCGACUUCGAUGCCGCAACCACACCGACGAACAGUUCGAGUUCCGCCAGCGCAACUUGGCACGCCUCUACUUCUUCUUCUCCUCGAGGAACAUCAUCCAGCGAAGAGGAAAGUAGAGCUUUUGGUCCUCAAAAUGUGGAAGAUCUUGAUCGUGAGCAGGCACGGCUGGGAGUUGCAGAUGACGAAGAAGUUAUUUCACAAGCCACAUCCUUCGCCUUUCUCGGGGGGCUGGGGCUCGGCGGAAAAAAUCCUUUCGAACUUGUACCAGGCUUUUAUAACCCAGGCACACCUGCUCGGGGCGACUACCUCAACGCCAAUAACGAGAUGCUCUCCAAGAGCUUGAACUUGCCCAACAGAGAGAAAUAUGAAUUGCAAAACAAGUAUCGUACUCGUAUAAAUGCAUUACAAAUUUCCUCAGCAUGAGAGAUAAAAUUUGCAAUCCUGAUUUACCUUAAGAGAAAGAUAUGCAUGAUUGCGAAUACGAGUGCGAUACUUUUGCACAGGAUAAGAAACCAGACGAGCUUCUCGAGGAGACACAACCGUUUCAUAUGGCGUUCUCAAACGUUACAUUCUCAACUGUUGCAUAAAUUUCUGAUGCAAGAAGCGCAACACUGAAAAGGGCAAGCUCGCAACUUUCGCAUCGCAAAUUUGGCACAGAUUUAGGCACUGUUUAGCCCUUCGGGGAUUUGUCAUGCGAGAUAGCUUGAUCGUCUGGCGGCUCGUGGUAAUUUCGCAUGACAAAUCAUGCAACAGCUGAGAAUGUAACGCUUGAGAGUCCUAUAUUUCAUGGCCGCGUUGUGGAGGUCCCCGUCGAACACCUGAAAAUCUAUGUUGCGAAAAAGGAAGACGAUAACCUCAGAAGAGCCGUACGGUACGUGGCACUCCCAGCAGUGUCCUCGGCGAGAGACCUCGAGACUGAUAAACCCAACAAGUACUGGACGUUCUUUACCGAAGACGCGCCGGGAACCGACGACUUUUAUCCAGGAAAAUAAAACACCCACGACACCCACGAUCCAAUUUGUCAUGCAAAAAAUGCAUAAAGUCCCGUGUUUGUGAUGCAAAAAAUGGAUGGGGGUCGUGAGUCUCUCUUUUUGUGGAUAACCUUCUGUCGCUACCUUUCAGGAUGCCGUCGCCCACAGAGGAACUCAAUCCUAUUAAAGCGCGAGUGAUGCUCAACUGGCACGAGCGAAAAGGUUGUAUGUACCACGAGACCGAGAAACCACUGGGACGCCACGUGUGGAUAACCAAGCCACUUUUCUUUGCAGAUCAUGAACGAACAACGGGGACAGAAGGAGCAGAAGAGGCCACGACCGCCACGCAGCAGGGCUUUGCGCAGAUGUUGCACCUGAUGCCGUCAGACCCGCAUCCUGAAAGCAGUAUGCAGUUUGUCAGAGCUGCUUAUCCUCCGUACAAAUACCCAAAAAAGGGAGAAACGGCCUUGCCCCUCCAACAACCGGGAGGUGGAACGAGCAACGACAAGCCUUUCAUUUUCUUCCCCGACGUUUCUCAUUGUCCGCCUUCCGAUGAACAUGCUCGAAUGAGCUCCGCAUACCCGGCAGAGGUCACAGUUCCGGCGCAACACCUGCCCCUCUACUGUGUGACGAACCCAUAUGGAUGUGUCAGAGUUGAAAUCGACAAAGUUGAAAUAAUUUGUAAUGCGGAAAAUCGAUACCAGUUGGAAGCCCAAUUUCUAAGCGGCGCAUGACAAAUUUAGGAAGAGCCUAAAUCCAGUUUGCCAUGCUGUUUGGGUAAGGAAGACGCCCUUUGUCAUGCUACUUUAGCAUCUCUUUUUUUACCCCUUAAGAGGCUUACAAUCUGCCUCACUUGCCUACCCUGCAAGACAGGCACUUUGUGGGUUGCAUUUUAUGCAUCGCAAACCAUUUCAACUUUGAAGAUUUCAAUCCUGACACUUCCAUAACCCAGAAAGCAGAGAGGAGGAGCGGUACACGCUACUACCCUACUGGGAUUUGACCAAGGUCAUGGCCCUAUCCUGAGUAAAAACGUACCCACACCAGAGUCAGGAUGGGGAUUUUGCAACACAAACCUAGGAGUUUUUUGAGUCACGCAUGACAAGUUUCAGUCCGUAAGCUAGUGCAAGUCAGCAAGGAAAGCCGCAUCACAAAUUGACCUUCUGAUCCUGUUUACAGCAUUACAAGUUCCCAAACACGAUUGAAAAUGCCUGUCAUGGGGUUGCGCAUCGCAAAUGUUCCUGUCAUGGCAAAUCUGCAUGACAACUCUGGGGUGGGGACGUUUUUACACAGGAUAGGCCCAGCCCUCGUCUCCCGGCUCCCGCCGCCUCUCGGACGGUCGAACCGGGUUUAUGUGGUACAAGGAAGAUGAGCCCCACAGCUAUACCUUUCUGACCCGCCAAAGCCCGCUAAAUGUUCUUGGUGCAGAAGCACCUGGUGAGUUGUCCUACGACCGAAACGAGCUCCUGCUGUCGCAUAUCCCGCGUUUACGCGAAAUCGUCCGAGAAUGCACCGCUCGGGUCUUCCUGCCGAUUUCUACUGCUGUGACAGAAGCUGGCCCCAGACAUUUCGUCGACGUUGUCGACCCAAGCUUCAGCUCGCUAGACAGUCCUUACUUUUUCCAUUUUGUUUACCUAGUAAAAACGCCAAAGGAUCUGGAACGUGGCGACUUUACCAGGCUCGCUUGGAAAUUCACGGGGCUGGAAAAGGAAAAAGAUCCGCACAAGGACGAUCGGGCCGCAAUGACAGAGCGGAAAGCUCUGAAGGAGGAUCCGGAGGCGCGCACAAACGUCCAAGGCUGGAAAAUGCAGCAGAAGCACUUCUUGGCGGACCAGCUGCAAUCGCCCCAGGAGCAGGAGAGCAGCCUGGUCGAGAUCCCGGAAAAGUAUUUUCUGAAAGCAGACGAGAGCGUGAUGAAAGUGUACGAGCAGCUAAGGGGACAGUGUUACCGAACCAAGGACCAGAAGACCAAAGGCCGCGCGACCAAGUUGUUGCAAAUUGCCGAGGUGAAAAUGACGGUAGACCACGCACUGGAGAAGCGAACCAUCAAGACCAAGCUGCAGAAGCACUUUGAGAAGUUGAAAAGGGGGUGCGCCGAGGCCAACCGGGGUGCGACGAAGCUGACGGCGCUCACGAACCCGGAAGACGUGGCACUGAAUGACCUGGUGGAGCGGCUCGAUAUUGCUUCUCGGGGGGCGUUCCUCUUCGUGGACGACACGGAAGGGUGGGCGAGCGCCUUUGACCUCACGGAAGAGCAGUUGGUGAAAAUUCUGCAGCGGAUGCGACUGGAACCCGGCUGCGACGACGAGGUACAGGUUUCUGCCCCGCCGACAUCGUCCUCGCGUGAAGUUAGUAGUAGUACUGCAACAAGAACCGUGAAGAUAAGUGAGCAGCACCUGCAGACCUGCCAAUGGGUGUUUGACCACAUCGCGUGGCGGAAGCCCGCACCUGUUGCGUCGUCGUCGUCGUCGUCGUCGUCCCGAGCAGAGCAGGAGCAGCUUUCAUGCGACGAUCUGUCCGCGAAGUUGUCGAACGCGCUCGGAUGCAUGCCCAAGUCGCACGAGCUGGAGGAAGGCUCGAAUAAGCCGCGCCCGGGGUUCAUCAAUCUGCCCGUGAAGGACCUGACGUUCUUGCGCAUUGUCGGCAAUUUAGCGACGAACCUCCUUUCCGAAAUCACCCAGACCGCCGAAUCCUUCCAGCCGAAAAUGCGGGACUUUUUCUUGGAAAUGGUGCCCGAACUGAUGGCGGGUUUGCUGUCGGCACAACUUACCCUUUAUCCCGCAGAAAAAAGCAGGCAGGUCAGAUUUGUAAUGCAAAAAUAAAUAGACAGGAAAACCAAACUCUGCGCUGCGUAUCCCAAACAGCAUGCUAUGGGGUUGCGCAUGACAGAUUUUUCUGCGUAUUUAUUUUUGCAUUACAAAUGUGCCCUGCCUGCUUUUUUCUGUGGGAUACCCUCUGGGUGGACAAUUUGGACGGAGACCGCGACGGCAUGGUGUGUCCGAACGAGAUCAGCAAUCUGCUGAUUCUGGAGGAUAUGGAUUGCAAAUAUGUCUGGGUCUCCUGGAAACUUGUGAUGCAAGUCCGUGAAGAACAAUAAGUGCUCAGUAAUGCGCCGCCAAGCAUGACAAGUUUUUUGGUGCCUGUGUGCUGCGUAGUUCGCAUGAGAAACUGCGCUUUUGCAUGACAGGGAAGAGGACCUCUUGGUGGCCACGCAAUACGAAGUGCAGAGUCAUGCCAGACUACUAGCAUGACAAGUCUCGCCAUCUUCCAGACCCAGACCUUUUUGCAUUCCAUAGGGGAGGGGCAAAAGCACAUCAUCGACCCUCUUCGGGACGCCAUCGAGUCCAUUCCGGUUCCGGGCGGGUUCCCCAAGUACGUGUCCGGGGUAGUCCAGGAGGUCUGGGAGGACGCGGCAGAGCUGAUGAUGAUCUACGUGGAUUACUUAUCACAGGAAAAAGUGUUAACGUUAACGGAAUUUGUGAUGCAGUAAUGUAUCACAAAACGUGCCCAAAUUUGUCAUGCAUAGCAUGCAUACUAGGCAAAAUCUGUCAUGCAUAUCUGCACCCUGCUAUGAAAGCCGUUAACGUUAACACUUUUUUGUUGGAUAUUACUAUCUCUCGGAGGCGUUGAAUAACGCCGCGUCCGUAUCCCGCGCAAAAACGUCCCCACGACCCCAUAGUCAAGUUGGGAAUUCUGAAACACAAACUCAGAAGUUUUGGGAGUCACGCAUGACAAGCUUUUCUCCGGCGUAUUGUAGUGCAGGUUACUUAGCACGGGCGACCGCAUCACAAAUCCAUCUUCUUAUCGUGUUUGCAGCGUCACAAAUUCUGAAGCACGACAGAAAAUGCUUCUCAGCAUGGGGAUGCGCAUGACAAAUUAUCCCCCACUCCCUGUACUAGAUGCGUGUCUGCAUGACAACUCUGGGGUGGAGACGUUUUUGCUGAGGAUAGUCCGUCGUUUUCGAGAAGACGAUGCAGUGGACGCUUGGCGUCGAAUAUCGCGAGAAAAAACUGUUUCACUGUAAACUUGUAAUGCAGAAAAUGCAUCUGAGAAGUAUCUGUCUUGCUACACAUGCAAAACAAUGGAUUUUUAGCUGUGUUGUCCCUUAGGAAUCUCGCAUGGUAAAUUUUCUCCGUGAUGUAGAACAAACUUGUGAUGCAGAACUUGCAAAAUCCUUACAGGGAAACACUUUUUUCUCACGAUAUCGAAUUCGACCUGCCGGUGGAGUCGCACGGGCUUUGCCAGACGGCGCUGCGGCAGAGCGCUGCGGAAAACAACUUUGCCCUGACCAACAAAUGCCCGAUCGACGAGUUUUGUCGUGGGAAGGAACAUAUGCAUUGCAAAAGUAUCGUACUAGUACAAACCGCAAUACAAAUUUUUCCAGAAGGGAAAAUGGAAUUUGUAAUGCUGUUUUCGCUAAGAAACAAGAUUUGUCAUGCAUGAUUGCAAUUAGUACGAGUACGAUACUUUUGCACAGGAUAGAACACCUGCUGUCCGACGUUCUUCCCGGCGAGGACGUGGACCAUGGCAGCAGCUCGCACCACCACCAGACGGGCGGAACUCUCGUGACGCACGGAUCAGGAAGUGAUCUUGGUCAAGAGCGACCUGACGAGGAACUGCACGAGGGCCACGUCGAUGUGGUCCUCCCGGGCGGUGGGGGGCAGGAUCAUCAUGAUCAAGGAUCUUUCUUACCGCCCCGCGAUCAUCAUUCUGAUUCAGAUGUCGCGGGGCAGCUGGGGGCGAGAACAACGAUCACGAGGACCCGUAGUAGAAGAGGAAGUAGAGCUUCAGCAGACAAGCUGCUGUCGCGGCUUGCGCGGGGCGGGAAGCUGCACCGGCGACUAUCGACGACAGAACUCGAGGAAUACCAGAUGGAGCGGCGGGAACAACGGCACCGAAUGAAAGCCGGCACAGAUCUGCAGGAAGUAGUGGAGGAGGCCAAGGAACAGCAAAAACGCAAGCUACGCGAGGAGUUGGACGCACGCGUAUCCUGUGCAAAAGUAUCGUACUCGUACUAUUGCAGUCAUGCAUUUUUACAAUUUUUUUUCUCAAGGUGAAUUCCCAUUACAAAUUUUAUUUCUCAUGCUGAAGGAAUUUGUCAUGCAUUUAUACGAGUACGAUACUUUUGCAGUUCAUAACGCGCACGGAGGGGCGAUUUCAGCAUGGAGUUUAUCUCGGAGCCGAAUGGGGAAAGCGAAACCGAUUCAGAGUCGGCCUUAUCCCUCCGAGCGCCUCUGCGACGUAGCUUUUCGUCCCCUGGAAUGCUGGAAGACCAACUGCACGACGACGACCUGUCGGGCCGCGCGGCGAGGGAGGACGAGGGCAGCACAGCACUGGUACGUGCUGUUCAUAAAAAGAAGCAGGGGGAUGGUUGUUGCGACGGGGAAGAAUCUGCGACAACGACAGAAAUUGUUUCGCGAUCGGGGGGAAACGACCCUCAAGGAGAAGAGGAUCAUGAUGGUGAAGGGGGCGGAGGUCUUGGAACUUCUACACCAAGGAGGCUAGUGGACGGACCACAACUCGGGGCGAUCGAGGACGCCCGUGGUCUUCACGGGCACCAUGGUCAAGAACAUCAACCGGGAGGCACGCUGGUCACGGUUCAAGACGAGGAUCCCCUCCGGUCAGCAGGAGCUCCUGGGGAUGAAAUUGCAACAAGUACAUCCACAAGUGGAAGUAGAAUCACGAAGCUGAAUGUGCACGGGGUGCUGUGGUCCUUGCACGUUUUGUACCCCCAGUAUGUGCCCUCGCCCGUCGCCUCGGCAAAAAAGGAUGGCCACCACUCUAGUAAGGACCAGUGUCGCGCCGUGCACAACGUGUUGACCCAGCAGGACCGGGUCUGGUGCUUCCCCACGCCCGCAUCCAUUGCAAAAACCUUCAACAAGUUCUCCAAGGACAUGGUGAACCAGUUCAAAAAAAAGCCAAAGGCGAAAGCAGAGCAAAAAGCAAAAGCUACAGCAUUUUUGGAGAAAGACAAAGUGACCAAGAUAAACAAGAAAACGUCGCAACAAGUCAAAGGAUCUGGAUCUGACGGCGUUGAUGCGGCCCGUGGAUCGGGCGAUGCUGCUGAAGAACCAGACGACGAAGGCGGUCAGGAAGAGGACGAGGCAAGUGAAGAUGGCGGUCUUGAUGAAAUGGAUUCAACGAGCGCAGGAGAUGAUGAACAUCAUGGUUUUAGUAGUGCGCCGUCUAGAUCAAGGUCUACUAUUAGCGACGAUAUGAGCGGGAGUGGCGGCGAAGAUGAUGAUGAAAUAUUGGACGGUUCUCAACACGGGGAGGACCACGAAAACCAGGACAACGGCCAGCACAGAAGUACAACUGGUGAACCUGCAGCUAUCAAAUGCAAAAAUGUCUGGGUCUGGAAACUUGUAAUGCUGCGUUGGGAAUAAUGAAUGCUCUGUAAUGCACAGCCAAGCAUGAGAAAUAUCUGCGCUGCUUUGUGUUGCGUUUUUUGCAUGACAAGCUGCGUUUUUGCAUGACAGACAAAAGGGUCUUUUCUUGGACACGCAUCACAAACUUUUUGGUCAUGUCAGACAAGCAUGACAAAUCUCGCAAUCUUCCAGACCCAGACAUUUUUGCAUUUGAUAGCAGCGCACUCGGGAGGACGAGGGAAAAAGAAACACGAGCACCAGAACUACGACCUGGACAAGGUGUUAACGCAGUGGCGGAAAAACUGGAAGCGAGAAAUGAUGAUCCGCUCGGUGAUGGACAUUAUAAAAGAAGUAAUCCAAUUAUGCAUUACAAAUUUCCCGUACAUGUACAAAAUGCAUCACAAAUUUCGCCAAUUUGGGGUGUAAAACUUGUCAUGCUAAACGAGGAUCGAAGCCAAGUUUUGUCAUGCAGAGACAGCAUUUGUACGUGUGCGGGAAAUUUCCUGUGGAUACCAAUCCGCGGAGUUUGCCGAGGGGACGUUGCGCAAGUCGCUUGCGCAAGGGGUCGAGCAUAUCCUGUGCAAAAGUAUCGUACUCGUAUUGCAGUCAUGCAUUACAAAUUUUUUUCUGAAAGCAAACCCGCAUUACAAAUUUCAUUUCUCAUGCUGAGGAAAUUUGUCAUGCAUUUAUACGAAUACGAUAGCGAUACUUUUGCAAUGCAUAGAGCACGCUUUUGAACUAAGGGGCGGGUUUCAGAAUGCGAUCGCGAGUCU
This is a messenger RNA of Amoebophrya sp. A120, 9716 nucleotides long. The record is from the annotation of a GenBank genome assembly. Lineage: Eukaryota; Dinophyceae; Syndiniales; Amoebophryaceae.